Molecule: messenger RNA, 486 nt
Organism: Neltuma alba
Lineage: Eukaryota; Viridiplantae; Streptophyta; Magnoliopsida; Fabales; Fabaceae
Product: basic blue protein-like
Exons: 2
Coding region: 1-486 (161 amino acids)
Cellular component (GO): plasma membrane
Molecular function (GO): electron transfer activity
Source: RefSeq, a predicted model, not a curated record
AUGGCUUGUGCUCGCAUCGUCUUCCUCGCCAUUUCCACGGUUCUGCUUUCUUCUGUUGCCAUGGCGGUUGAUCACAUCGUGGGCGAUGACCAGGGCUGGACCACUGAUUUCAACUACGCAGAAUGGGCCCAGGACAAGGUUUUUCAAGUCGGUGACAACCUAGUGUUCAAUUACGACAACACGAAGCACAAUGUAGUCAAAUUGAACGGUACGCUCUUCAACAGUUGCACAUUCCCAGCUGGGACGGAAGCACUUACCAGUGGGAACGACGUCGUCCAGCUAACCAGCUCAGGGAGGAAGUGGUACGCUUGUGGGAAAGCUGAUCACUGUGCUGCUCGUGGAAUGAAGCUCGCCAUCACCGUUCUAGCCAAUGGUCCAAAUUCUGCUCCUGGUUCUCCUCCUCCUUCCUCCCACGCUCUGUCAUCGUCUGCUUCUGGGCCUCUCAUGGCAGCCAUGCUUGCCGUUGCUGCAUUAGUCUUCGCGUGA